Messenger RNA from Rosa chinensis, 702 nucleotides. RefSeq lists its product as uncharacterized. The transcript has a single exon. NCBI's taxonomy places the organism in Eukaryota, Viridiplantae, Streptophyta, Magnoliopsida, Rosales, Rosaceae. Bases 1 to 702 code for a protein of 233 amino acids. The record is from RefSeq and is a predicted model, not a curated record.
AUGGCAACAGACAACAAUUUUGUGCAGCUUGCAAUCCCUCGCUUUGAUGGUCACUACGACCAUUGGAGCAUGCUAAUGGAGAAUUUCCUAAGAUCCAAGGAGUAUUGGAGUCUUGUGGAAACCGGUUUCGUCGAACCGGAAAGUGGAGCAACAAUGACAGAAGCACAACAAAGGAAACUAGAUGAGUUGAGCCUGAAGGAUUUGAAGGUGAAGAACUAUUUGUUCCAGGCAAUCGAUCGUACCAUUCUUGAGACCAUACUCAAGAAAGACACUUCCAAGGAGAUUUGGGAUUCAAUGAAGAAGAAGUACAAGGGCUCAGUGAAAGUCAAGCGUUCUCAGCUUCAAGCUUUACGCAGGGAUUUUGAGACUCUCCAAAUGAAGCAGGGAGAGUCUGUGAAUGAGUACUUCUCAAGAACAAUGGCAAUUGCAAACAAGAUGAGGCUGCAAGGUGAUUCAAUGACUGAUGUCACCAUAGUUGAGAAGAUUCUUCGAUCAAUGACACCAAAGUUUGACUAUAUCGUAUGUUCAAUUGAAGAAUCAAACGAUGUAGAUGAACUUUCCAUUGAUGAGCUGCAGAGUUCCUUGUUGGUACAUGAGCAGAAGCUGAAUCGGAGCAGUACUACAACUGAAGAACAAGCAUUGAAUGUUUCCACCUUUGCUGAAUCCUCAAGUUCAAGAGGAAGAGGCCAAGGUCGAGACUGA